Molecule: messenger RNA, 2489 nt
Organism: Ilex paraguariensis (yerba mate)
Lineage: Eukaryota; Viridiplantae; Streptophyta; Magnoliopsida; Aquifoliales; Aquifoliaceae
Source: the annotation of a GenBank genome assembly
UAGGGGGAGAGAGAGAGCGUAAAACCCUAACUCCCUCGCUAAAACAAAACCAGCUUUCUAUCUGUGUGAAACCUUCCUUCGUUUUACACUGAAGCAGUACAGAAGACUACAUCCAGAAGCAUUUUUCUGAGAAUUAAGAGGGGGCUCUUAAGCCCCUCUCUCUCUGUGACUUCGGUCUCUGCAAUCGAGCUUUCUGGGUUUAUGGAUCGAUGAUUACAAGUUCUUCAAAGUUGUAAGAAUUGUUUCUGUAACUGUUUCGCUGACUUUUUUUGGCAAUCCAUGAAUUUUGGGUUCUUCUCUGGCACAAAGUUAAUCAGACACUUGGUUACUUGGUGUUGUCUUGGUAAAAAGAUUAAGGGUAAUGGUGUCUGAGAGGCAAUCAGGAAAGUUGGGUGGUUCCCCACUUCAGUCUUUGUGUUUCCCCACUAUGGCCGUCACUGAGAAUGGCGUAAAAAAGAAGUUGAAGAUUAAAUUUUGUGCCUCCAAAAAGGUUGAAGCUGAACAAGGGAUAGAAUCAUGUAAAUUUAGCCAACAGAUGUUCAAAAAUGAUGAAUGCGGACGCAACAUGUCGUCGAAUGGAAACAAGAAGUCUGAGAUGAAUAAAGCACAAAAGAUUGUGAUUCGUUCUUCUGGAGACUUGUAUUCUGCUGAUAGCUUGAAGGUGAAACUACCCAUUCCAGGCUCCAAUAAGCGUGGACCAUCAGGAAUGGUAGACGGCCAAAUGGAGAAAAGGCAGAAAAUUGAUCGUACUUUGAAGCAACAGUGUAGUAGCAUUCUGAAAAUGUUGAUGACUCAUCGAUCGGGGUGGGUUUUCAACAAACCAGUGGAUCCUUUGGCAUUAAAUAUACCAGAUUAUUUCUCUAUAAUUGCUGAACCCAUGGAUUUGGGAACGAUUAAAACAAAAUUGGAGGGUAAUGUGUACUUUAGUGUUGAUGAAUUUGAGGCUGAUGUUAGACUGACCUUUUCCAAUGCUAUGCUGUAUAAUCCUCCUUCAAACAAUGUUCAUCACAUGGCAAAGGAAUUGGAUAAUAUUUUUGGUAGAAGAUGGAAAUUGUUAGAGGAAAAAUGGAAUUGCGACAGCAAAAAGGUUGAGCAGAGCAUUUCAAGUGGAAGAGCAAAGAAUAACACGGAUACAAUGCAGGCUUGCCAUAAAAAGUCACCAAUUCGGGCUAGUUUUCCCCUCAAGAAGUCAAUGUCACCUAAGGAUAAACAAACACAGAGAAAAGAGCGGAUGGAAGCACCGACGGGUUCAUUGGAUGUCAGAUCUUUGAAGGUGGAGUCUAAGAAAGCGACACAAAAUGGUGGGCGUCUGUUGAUUGGGAAGUUUGUCCGUAAAGGCACAGAUAGUGGUAGUGCAAGUGCUGGCAACUUUGCCACUACAGAACCACCAUUUAGCUCAGCUGCCUCCAAAUCUGGUUCGGGUGACAGUGUGAUAUGCCAGUGCAGCCCUCAAAAUGAGUAUUCCCAUGCAUCCUUCAGUGAUGUAUCGUCAGACAGAUCACUGGUUCAACAUCAUGGUGGUGUUUUGAAAUUGGAUUCUGAGGUGAAAACCAUGCCACCAUCCCACACAAGCAAAUCAGAUCCGGAUUCUGGUGGGGCUGUAAGUGCUCUGGAUGAGGAAAUUAUUCAUUCUAGUCCUCGUCCCUCAACUUCUGCCACAAGCGCCACUUCUGGAGAAGGUUGGGCUCCACUUAUUGAUGUUCAACUGUCCCCAAAGAAGGCUCUGCGUGCUGCAAUGUUAAAGAGCCGCUUUGCAGACACUAUUUUGAAAGCAAAACAGAAGACAUUGCUAGAUCAUGGUGAUAAAGCUGAUCCUGCAACGCUGCAGCAAGAAAAAGAGAGACUGGAAAAGCAACAGCGUGAAGAGAAGGCCAUGAUUGAAGCCCAAAUUAAAGCUGCUGAAGCUGCCUCACGAUUGAAGGCAGAGGCAGAAUUGAAAAUGCAGCGGGAGAGAGAAAGAGAAGCUGCCCGAAUUGCCUUGCAGAAGAUGGAAAAAACUGUUGAAAUCGAUGAGAACUUACAGAUAUUAAAAGAUCUCGAGCUGUUAAGGCAGUGCUCGCUGUCUGAUCAUUCCCUUAAUGGUGAAGACGGGUCUGGAGUGGUAUUGGAAGCAGUUGAGUGGGGUCACUCUGGGAAUCCUUUGGAACAGCUCGGUUUGUAUAUAAAGGAAGAAUAUAUGGUAGAUGACGAUGAGGAGGCAAUUUUGAAUGGAGAUGGGGAAGAGGGGGAGAUUUUCUCAUAGCACCGAAAUCCUGUAUCAUAUUCUAAUUUCUUCCUUUCUUUGUUACCGAUGAUCGUUUUACUUGUGCAAUAGUGUGUGGGAAGAGGGAUGUGGGUUGUAAAUUGAUUGUUAUUUCUGGGAGAGAGGUGGUUGGAUUUGUGGUGGGAAUUUUGAAUCUAUAUAGUUGUUAACUGUAAUAUACGUUUUGAGACAGCCAGUUUAGAUUUGGAUCUCCCUCUCUCUCUUCCUGCCCCUUCCCCUUCCCCUC